Molecule: messenger RNA, 3237 nt
Organism: Labeo rohita (rohu)
Lineage: Eukaryota; Metazoa; Chordata; Actinopteri; Cypriniformes; Cyprinidae
Gene: ckap2l
Product: cytoskeleton associated protein 2-like
Exons: 9
Coding region: 135-2303 (722 amino acids)
Cellular component (GO): mitotic spindle; cytosol; centrosome
Source: RefSeq, a predicted model, not a curated record
UCAAGCGACUGUUGUGUGGAGAAUGUGGAUGUUUCGCUAGCAACAGUAUGUGCUAAUAUACUUGUGUACGACGUUAUAAACAAAUCCUAUAUUUAAUUCGAUUAAAUAUUUGAUGUGGAUGAUCGGAUAAAGCGAUGGAAACAGUGACGGAUGAAGACGUAUCUAAACUAUCAAAGAUAGAGCUACGCAAACUGAAAUUGGCAGAAUACCUUGCGGCAAAAGGAAGACUGAAAGCACCUAAUCCAAAGCCAUAUCUCAAGGAGAAACCUGUUACAAAGGAACAUGCUGAAAAUAAUCAGAAGUCCAAAAUUACAGGUGAUGGAAAAGAGAAUCGUGGCAUCAAUGGCACAAAUAUAAAAGAAGUGAAGAAAGUGAAGACAUUGACAGAGGUUGAUAAAAACACAUCCUCAAAAAAAGGACUUAGCAUCAGUUCACUAGACAAAGUCAAAACACGGUCUUUCAGCAAUUCCCGUAAUACUUGCCAGACGCAGAACAAUAGAACAGCCUUUCUUCAAAAUCCAAGGAAACGCCAUGAUGCUGAGAAUACAGCUAUGUCAUUCAGUGCAGCUAAGAGGACUGAUUCACAAAGCCUUCAAAAUGUCCAACCCAAAGCCUGUCAAGGUCAGCCAGUUUCCCAUGCUGCAAAUAAAACUCAAAUGCCAGGAAAAUCAAGUCUUGUUUCUGUCUGUGGACCUUCAGAGUCUCGACGUGGCAACUCAGGCCACAGACGCACAGAUCAGAGCUGUACUAAGAAGGACAUUCAUAAGAAAUUAACAGAUACAAGCAUCAAAACAACUUCAGCUGGCAGUUUGAAGAGUCGAAGACCAAUGAACACAGCUGAGACAAGAAUUCAGACAAACAGUGUUUCUAAAACCCAGGUAAAACCUGGACAGCAAUCCAGAAGUCAAAGUGCUGCACCAAAGAUUGGAAUGCAGAAUUACAGUUCUCAGAGCAAUAAACCCAUAAACCAGAAAUCAAAUUCAGCGACAGACAGAUCAGGUGUGAACCAGAGAAAAGAUAUCCCAUGCAUUGUCUCAAAAGUUGAUCCCACAAAAGCUAAAUCAAAUAGUUCUGUCACAAACAGAGUAACAAGAAGUGCUUCUUCAACUCUCUCUCAACCUGCAAAUAGAGAAGGAUCAGCGGUCAUCAAAAAUAAACAGCCUGCUACUGUUAAACCAACUAAUGCCACUGCUUCUACCAAACUACUCGGUCGAAGUACCAAGAGUUGUAUUCUGCCGCAGACAGAAUGCGUCCCCCAAACUGCGUCCCGAGAGCUUCAUCAGCCCACUAAGAGGUCCAGUCAGGCCAAGCCUUUGCAGGUCAAGCAAAUGCAGACUCCCAAAUCCAGUUUCUGUCCCAGUACUCAAGGUGUCCGAACAGCCCCGGUAGAUGGGAUGAAGAAGCCGACUGCAGCUCAGGAGGAGAGACUACGUAAGCUCCAGGAGUGGCGGGAGUCGAGGGGCAUCACUUAUAAACGUCCCCCCAUGCCUGUCCGGAUGGUGAGGAGGAAGACAGUCUCUGCUAUUCCUCAGCCCUACUGGACUUCUAUGGAGAAUGAAGAUGAGGUUCAUGACGUUGUCUUUGCUGUGGACCGAUCAUUAGAUGACUGCAUUAAAUUAUUACAGCAGGGUUUCCCGGUGGAACAGGUCAGAGAUGUGCUGUCUCGAGUGCCAAUGGCACAGAAGUUUGCUAAAUACUGGAUCUGUCAGGCCAGACUAAUGGAAAGAGAAGGAAACCUGGAGGUGCUGCCAAUGUUUCAGGAAGCCAUUCGUGUAGUGAGAGAGCCAGUGGAUGAGUUACGAUCUGUGGUUUUUGAUAUCCUUAAAAAGAGACAGAUUCAAGGUUUGUCUCCGAUGCCAAAGGAGUCUGAAACGCCAGAGGCUAGAGUGCAUGACGAACAGGAAGGCAGUGAUCUCAUGUGCACCCCAAAACCUGUUGGUGCCCUCAUAUGUGGAAGGAGGGGAGGCUCGUCUGUCGUCAAAUAUAAAAUUACAGCAACCCCUGGGGGAAAAAGGAGUCAGCAGGGAGCAGAACCAGGACAAGUAGACGGUCACGAAAUCCGUUUCUUUACCCCAGUCCGGCGUUCGGUGCGGAUCGAGAAAACCUCCCUGCGCUAUCCGACAGCUUUGCAGGAACAUGACCCCUGUGUGACCUCUCUUUGCGACCUUGUAGGUGAGAGUAAGGAAGAGGUCAAAGGUGAGACGCAACCCCAGAGCUCUCCCGUGUACGUGUACCGGGAGAACGAAGCACUGAGAGAUCAUGUUCAAGUUAAACUCGUCUAUCCAGAAGAGGUUGAAACAUGAUAAUGUUUUUUAUCAUGCAGUAACCUUCAUUUCCCACCUGGAAGCAAUGAAUUGUUUUAUCAGUUUAAUUCUGUUUACCAUUUCUCUUUUGUACAUAUUUAGCUACUCUGUCAAUAGAUGCUACCUAAUUGGUUCAUACUUCAUUGCUUUAAAGAAACUAAACAUGAAGCACUGCUUUAUGUACAAAUAAGAUAAUAUUACCCAUACUGCAAAAGAUACAAUCGAAAUGUCAGUAUUAUUAAUUAGAGACUUGACAUGCCUAACUUCAGCUAUAAUUUAUGAAUCAAACUCAAUCUCUUGUGCUUGUCUGAACAAUAGCAUAAAUGUAUUUUGUGAGAAAUUGGAUUUUGCGUGAUAAUUAAACCAUAUUUGAGUCACUGUUGCUAUAAUUUUGUUCCAGUUGGAGAGUUUUCGAGACUGAUUGGAUGAUUACAUUCUGAGCAAACAAAAUCUCAAAAACAUUUUAUGAAUCUUAGAGCAUUUCCUGAAAUUUGUUUUUUAGGUCAUUUCCCAUCGGUGUUGACUUUAUCUACAUCUAGAUUGUUUAUUAAAUUGGCACAAGAUUGGAAUCAAUUUGAGGUUUUUAGGUUAGUGAAAUUUUAAAGUUCAUGUGUUUCUGUAUUGCUUUUUUUGGUGCAGUAAAGUGUCAUGGCAAAGCUUGUAUUUCAUGAAGGGGAGGGAUACAUUUUCCCCAGACUGGUCAAAACAAGUAAUGGAUUUGUUUUUUUUCCUCAAUUGCUUCUGGGAGAACUAUAAUGUAGUCACAGGACAUUAGGUUCAAUAAACUGAUUAUUUAAUGGGAAAGGGAAAUCUAUCAUCAUUUACUCACUCCCAUGUCCGUCUAUGACUUUCUUCUUUAGAACACAAAAGGGUUUGUUUUUUGAUCCACUGUUGCCUUGUAUUGUAAAGACAAAACCAGGUAAACACAUUUAUU